GGCGGCGCACGUGCAUUAGCGGCCCUUGAUCGCUCCUCUCCUCUCCUCCUCCAGACUCCUAGAGGUCGCCAUCCGGAUGAGUCUCUCGCUGCUGGGUGCCGUGAGAGAAGAGCUCAGAGAGACUCACAACACUGAGGCGGAGCUGGGACUGGAUCCGCUCCUGAAGCCUGACUUCACUCGGGACACCCUCCACACACUCACCUACAGGAGCAGAUCAAGUCCAGGAGGAGCGUCGAGCGCGUCCCAGGAUUGACAACCUGUAUGAGGAGGACAGAGGGGCUGGUGACGGAUCAGUCCGGACUCGAUAUCAGGACGGGCGGUAGGGGAGCACAGCCGGCGGAGUUUAUCUGGAGCGGCGGAGAUCAACCCCCCCAUCCCCAAUACACAAACACACACACACACCCGGCCUGCUGCAGCCUGUUGCUGCUGUGUAUGUGAUCUUAUCAUAACAGCCGCUCGCAUAUCUCACACAUCUCAGCGACUCACGCGUCUGUAAGUAGUUUCGAGUUGUUUUGUCUUUGUUUAGAGGCGGGCUGGUGUGUUUUGUUUUGACUGUUAGCGCUCUGCAGCUGGCUAAUCAGUUGACGUUAGCUGUAGCAUACUCUCGUGUGUACAGCAGCCUCACGGACAAGAUGUAGUUUGAUUAUUAGACCUCAUUUUAUUAUUACAAGACAAAACAUGUGAGAUAAAAGGGCGCGAGACAUGAACCAACGGGUCUGGCAUAUUUAAUCUCCGCUUCCUCUCCAUGCUAACACAGAGUCACUCAUUCCGUGCGACAUAAUCCCGUGUAUUUCGACGAGGAGCUGUUUAAAUUACACUGCAAAACUGUGCACGGCACAUAAAAUGUGUGUUUUAUUGACUUCACUCGGCUUAUCUUGAACCAAACUGUGAAUCUGCUGGGUAACUCGGCCUUUGUAUAAGGAGAUAUUAAAUGGGAGGCUGACUGGAUUGAUCCUCCGGAUGUCCCGUGCUGUCACUGGAGUAAGUGGACAUUUGCAGGAGAACCGUUCCCACAGGGGCUUUUAUUUGACUGGUUUUGGUGGAUAGAGGCCGGGGAGCUAUACGAGCCAGGACCAGCCUGUACACCGUCGUUUGGCUGCUUGAGUGAGUCCCCGAUGCGGAGGGGCUGAGUGCUCCGGGACAUGCUGAAGUGUAUCCCGCUGUGGCGGUGUAACCGUCACGUUGAGUCCGUGGAUAAGCGGCACUGCUCGCUCACUGCGGUGCCCGACGAGAUCUACCGCUACAACCGCAGUCUGGAGGAGCUGCUCCUGGACGCCAACCAGCUGAGAGAGCUGCCCAAGCCUUUCUUCAGACUGCACAAUUUGCGAAAGCUGGGCCUCAGUGACAAUGAGAUUCAAAAGUUACCACCCGAAAUUGCCAACUUCACACAGCUGGUGGAGAUGGACAUCUCCAGAAAUGAUAUUUCUGAGAUUCCCGAAAACAUUCAAUUAUGUCAGGCCUUGGAGAUCGCAGACUUCAGCGGAAACCCCUUGUCCAGGUUGCCUGAUGGCUUGACACAGCUCAGAGGACUGGCUCAUCUAUCACUCAAUGACGUGUCGCUGCAGUCUCUACCCAAUGACAUUGGAAACUUGUCAAACCUGGUGACUCUAGAGCUGAGGGAGAAUCUACUGAAAUCUUUGCCCUCCUCUCUUUCCUUCCUGGUUAAACUGGAACAACUGGAUCUGGGAAGCAAUUUACUGGAAGUUUUGCCUGACACACUUGGGGCACUGCCCAAUCUUCGUGAGCUUUGGUUGGACAAAAACCAGCUCUCCUUACUACCUCCUGAGCUGGGGAACCUGCGGCAGCUGGUUUGCUUGGACGUGUCGGAGAACCGUCUAUCAGAGCUUCCCACAGAGAUCAGUGGCCUUAUCACCCUCACAGACCUGCUGCUCUCGGAGAACCUCCUGGAAGUCUUGCCAGACAGCAUUGGCUCACUUAAGAAGUUGUCCAUUCUGAAAUUGAACCAGAACCGCUUAGUGCAUCUCACAGACUCUCUUGGAGAGUGUGAGAACCUGACAGAGCUUAUGCUGACUGAGAACCUUCUCCAGUCCCUCCCUCGCUCACUUGGGAAGCUGAAGAAUUUGACCAACUUGAAUGUGGACCGAAACCACUUGAGCAGCGUGCCAGCAGAACUGGGAGGAUGUGUCAGCCUGAACGUGCUCUCCCUCAGAGAUAACCGUUUGGGAAAACUACCUACUGAGCUCGGCAAUGCCACAGAAUUACAUGUGCUGGACGUGGCAGGCAACAGGUUGCAGAGUUUACCAUUCGCGUUGGCCAAUCUGAACCUGAAGGCCAUGUGGCUGGCAGAGAACCAGUCUCAACCCAUGCUGAAGUUCCAGACAGAGGACGAUGAGCAGACUGGGGAAAAAGUUCUCACCUGCUACCUGCUGCCUCAGCAACCCUCAUCAAGCCUUGAAAAUCUACUGGAAAGGAGUGUUGAUGAAACCUGGCCCACAGACACUAAUUUGAACAGAGUAUCGGUCAUUCAGUUCAAGGACGACUCUAAACACGAAGAGGAAGAUGAGGAGACUGCGGCGGAGAGGAGGCAGGGUCUUCAUAGGAGAGCCACACCUCAUCCCAGUGAGUUAAAGGUGAUGAAGAAUGUCAUUGAAGCCAAAAGAAAUGAGGCUUAUACAGCCAAACAAGAUGAGGAUCUGGAGUCACCGGACUCUGAGGAGAAACGGUUGAGUGGGCUGUCAAAUCAAAGUCAUGACUCUCAGACAUCCAGCGGCACCGCCUCGGCCACUUCUCAGGAAGAGAAGCGGGGUGUAAACAGUACAGGUGUGGAGAUUAAUAAUGGACAUGGUCAAGAGGAGGAGGAGCUGGAUGAAAUGGAGGUGGAGUAUACUGAGCCUACUGUGCACUUUGCUGAAAAGCCCAUCAUUCGUGGUGGUGAAUAUGAAAAUGAAGACGACGAUGAAGACGCAGAAAUGAGCGAUGAGUACUCUCGAACGCCACCUAUUUCUGCAGAGAAACAGCGGCUCAUACGUAAAGACACACCACACUACAAAAAGCACUUCAAGAUCACCAAGCUGCCCAAACCCGAGACCGUCGCCGCCCUGCUGCAAGGCUUCAGUCAUGACGGCCUCUCACCUACUGCUCACACCCCUGAGGACGAGAGGAACGGUGAGGAGGAGGAGGAGGAAGAGGAAGAGGAGGAUGGAGUAAUGGUCAAUACCCAUUUUCAGCCCCGACUAGAAGCAGCUGAGCCUGAAGACAGCAGGCUGAGUCAGAUGAACUCAUCCCUGCAGCCAGUGAAGGGGGUGUCCUUUGAUCAAGUCAAUAAUCUGCUGAUUGAGCCUGCUCGAAUUGAGGAGGAAGAGCUGACCCUGACUAUCCUGAGGCAGACCGGUGGGUUAGGCAUCAGCAUAGCAGGGGGGAAAGGAUCUACGCCCUAUAAGGGUGAUGACGAGGGUAUUUUCAUCUCUAGAGUGUCAGAGGAGGGCCCCGCAGCACGUGCUGGGGUCAAAGUAGGAGACAAACUUCUUGAGGUGAACGGAGUAGACCUGCACGGAGAGGAACAUCGCACAGCUGUCGAGGCCUUACGCAGCUCAGGGGCAGCUGUGGUUAUGACCGUUCUGAGGGAACACAUGGUUGAACCGGAGAACGCCAUCACCACCACGCCACUGAGACCAGAGGAUGAUUAUUUCCCCCGGGAGAGACGGUCCAGUGGGCUGCCUUUCCUCCUGGACCCUGCCUCUCCUGCUGUCAGCGCUGGGCCUGCGCUGCGACUAACCACUUGUCUGGUCCGCAACGAUAAAGGUUUAGGGUUCAGCAUUGCUGGAGGGAAAGGGUCAACCCCGUACCGAGUUGGAGACACGGGAAUCUUCAUCUCUCGUAUUGCUGAAGGAGGAGCUGCUCACAGAGACAAUAUCCUGCAUGUGGGAGACAGGGUCAUAACAAUCAAUGAUGUAGACAUGACAGAGGCCAGACAUGACCAGGCAGUAGCGCUGCUUACCAACACUUCCCCCACCAUCACCCUCCUGGUCGAACGGGACCAGGCCAGUGCAGGGGGCGCCUCCCCUCGAACUCGACCUCAUUCGCCCCCUCCUCCAGAGCCGUCCGACUCACCUGAGCAAGAGGAAGGAGAUGAGCAGCUUGGAAACCAUCUCAACUGCCCCAUGGAAGACGAAUACCCCAUUGAGGAAGUGACUCUGAUCAAAGCAGGUGGUCCCUUGGGUCUUAGUAUUGUAGGGGGUAGCGACCAUGCCAGCCACCCUUUUGGAGUUAAUGAGCCAGGGGUGUUCAUCUCAAAGGUCAUUCCCAAUGGCUUGGCCUCUCAGAGUGGACUUCGCGUGGGCAAUCGUAUAUUGGAGGUGAACACCAUUGACCUAAGGCACGCCACACAUCAGGAAGCUGUUAGAGCCCUGCUAUCCAACAAGCAGGAGAUCCGCUUGCUUGUGCGCAGAGAUCCCUCGCCCCCUGGCAUGCAGGAGAUUGUCAUCCACAAGCAGCCUGGAGAAAAACUGGGCAUUAGCAUCAGGGGCGGAGCUAAAGGCCAUGCAGGCAACCCCUUUGACCCCACAGAUGAGGGCAUCUUCAUUUCCAAGGUGAGCUGCAGCGGUGCUGCUGCACGAGAUGGCCGACUGCAGAUGGGCAUGCGUAUUCUUGAGGUGGGCAACAACAGUCUGCUGGGCAUGACACACACGGAAGCAGUGAGGGUCUUGCGUGCUGCCGGUGACUCCUUGGUCAUUCUUGUGUGUGAUGGCUUUGACCCAAGAAACGCUGCAGGCAUAGAGGCAUCCCCUGGUGUUAUUGCGAACCCGUUUGCAGCAGGGAUUGUUCGUAAGAACAGUGUGGAGAGCAUCUCAUCAGUCGACAGAGACCUGAGUCCUGAAGAGAUUGACAUCAUGCAGAAGGAGGUAGAGAUGAUGAGGGAGACGUCCCAGUGGGAACGGGAGGAGAUGGAAAAAGUGGAGCGUAUGCGCUUGGAGCGCGAGGACGCAACUCGUUUGCUGGAGGAGGAAACUGAGAGUUUGAGCACUGGACCACUGAAACUGGACUACAAGACACUGGCUGCUCUACCUACCACUAGCCUACAGAGAGUUAACAGAUCUUCACCGUCUGAGCCUCACAGGAUUGACAGUCCUGUCCGAGAUGCUGCAUACUCUCCACACAACUCACAGUCAAACAUUAAUUUCCCUUCAAAUGCAAACAUCAAGGAUAAUUCAUCAACUAAACCUGGUGCCAUCCAUCCUCACUCUCGGGUGCGACCCGCUGUAUCUCCAGCCAGUCAGGAUGGCCACGGCAGUCCCAACCCUUUCCAGCAUGGCCUCUCUCCCAUCAGCUCUCAGACCACUCCUCGUGCCCCAUCCCCUGACACACAUGAGGAAUACCCCAUCAAUAUCAAGCAGGUUUAUAAGGCCUUCGCAGCUGUGCCACACUCCCUGGCUGUACUGGAAGCCCCACAGGAUCUUUACUCUCCACGGAACAAUUUCAGCGCAAAGCAAGCAUCACCAGAGCCUGAGCUGAAUAAUGAGGUGUUUAUGGAUGAGGCUAAGGGCAGUGGUCCUCUCAGGCCUCGUCCCUCCCUCUCAUCUGACCGCCACGAGUACAGCAGCCUGGCAGCCGUGCCACGCCUGUCUCGCCCCUCAGUGGAGUCGAAGACCCCCUCCUCUAUCAGCAGAGACAGCCCAGAGCAGCGCUCCUUCAAAGACAGGCAGAAAUAUUUUGAGAUUGAUGUGAAGCAGCAGACGCCAGACAAACCCAAACCUCGCAUCUCACUUGUGGGAGAAGAUGACUUGAAGAAAAUGAAAGAGGAAGAAGCAAAGCGAAUUGAACGGAGUACACAAGAGUUUAUGAUGGAUGAAGAUGAGGAGGAUGAGGAGGAAGAUCUGGUGAAGCAGGUGGCAGAUAUGAAGGCUCAGGGAAAGGUUAUGCUGGAUGGAGUGGAGUACAAGGUGGAGAGUUUAGGAAGCCACAGUUCCCCAUCUCUGAGGCCGUGUGCCACACCUCCCAGCCACUGGAGCAGCUCAGGUCCCUCCUCUGCGGAUGGUAAAGGAGACUCUCAGCGGAAUUCAAUGGAAGACAGUUUCAGACUGGAACAGAGACCCAACUCCAUGACGGGUUUGAUCCCAGUUUAUCCCGGUGAAUUUGUGGCUCCCAUUCGGACGGCCAAAGCAGAGCGUAGGCAACAAGAUCGAUUGCGCAUGCAGAGCCCGGAGCUUGCGGUGGCCAUGGACAAGGAGCUGUCGCCUGCUGAAAAACGAGCCCUGGAGGCAGAGAAGAGGGCUAUGUGGAGAGCAGCCAGGCCUUGUGGUCUAGAGGAGGACGUAAGGCAGUAUGAGCAAGACCUGGCUAAGCGGCUUUACCAGUCCCGUGUGAGGGCAUCUCUAGGCAGCGCUGCAGCCCUUCCCAAUUCCUGCUGCUCCACUUCCUGUCAGCCCAGGAUGAAGUCUCUGGAGCAGGACGCUUUGAAGGCCCAGAUGGUCAUUGCCAAGUCUAAAGAGGGGAAGAAGCGUGGGACGUUGGAUCAGCUGUCAGAGUCCCCGUCCCCUGCGCCCACACCCUCUCCAACACCAAUGGAAGAUAUCAGUCCACGGGCAGUGACUUCACCAGGCAGACCGUCCCUGUCAGAAAAGAAGUUUGACUACCGACAAUUUGCUGCCAUUCCUUCUUCCAAACCCGUUUACGACAUUCAGUCUUCUGGUGCAGGCGAUGAUGUGCACUUCAUGGAUGAUAACCCAGUGUCUGUUGUAGAUCCAGAAGUUUCUGUGGCCACAACAUCUGCUCUAGAGGAGAUGGCUCUCUACAGUAACAAGCGCAAACUACGACAGGGCCGCCACAGCCUGGAGGCUCCAGUGCCCACAUAACCGUACACUCACACACUACUGCAUCUGAACUGUGAAGAUAAAACACACAUAGUGAUCAUCUAAUGCUGAGAGAUGCCAAACACGGCAUAGAAUGCUCUGAAAUACACAUUGUACACCGAUAUUAUACCACUCUUAUUUCAGUGCUGACAACACGCGUUAGGAGGUGAGUCUCCCAAACAGUAGUCAGUUGAAAAGGGUUGCUCAGAUUUUAUGAGAGGUCCAGAGGAUGGCCGAUUGGUUUACCUAUUUUACCCUGUUUUUCUGUCUGUUGGCAUUUUAGAAGCAGAGUUAUUUUAAGAGAUUCUAUGCGUUUCUUUUGUAAACACUUUUAAAACCUCCUCUAGAGAUGAAAAUGUGGAAAGGUAGAAAAGGAGUUAUUUAAUGUAACUGUGCUCAUUUUUUGGGAGAUUCACUUUGCAGAUGACACACUGCUACCUUCACUGCCCCAUUUAAUCCAGACUUUCACUCUUGUUGCUUUAAUUCACAAUCAGAGAAAAAGUUUUUAUUCCUUAUAAAUGUAAUUUAUUAAUGUAAUAUACUGUUUUUAAUCUAUGGGAUUCCAAUACAAUAGAGGAACAAAUUGAAGCUUUUUGACAUAUAUAUAAGCUGAUUACUUGUGGUUUUGUGACUAAUUUAGAUUUUUGGGUUUGGGAUACAUUUUCUUGCACGCAGAAUUUUAGAAAUGAAAAUGAGGCCUUGGCGUAAAGCUUUAUUUCCCAUUUUCUAUCCAUAUCAGUUUCGAAGCUAAAUUUCUUUUUUAAGGUGAUGCAAAUGAAUGUAAUAUUUUUUUUUAAUUGCAUCUGACCUUAUUUAAAGAUCUACUAUCAACCUUUUCCUAAUCUGUAUGAUCAUGCCAUAUCAUAAAGACUGAGCUACUGAAUUGAGUAGCGUUGUUGGAAACCUUUUAAUUGAUCUCUAGUCUUCCUUUACUGGACUAGGAGAAUAAGAUGACGUGGAUAAUGGUUUUAUAAGAUUUUUGUUCCUUUGGUGAUCUUCUUCCUCAAGGACACAAAUAUGUAUUCUCCAUUUUAAUUCUGCAUCUUGUUCUGGGCCAUCUAUACAUUGAAUCAUUUCUACACACAGUGACCAGACUUGAGAAUAUCACUCUUUGACAACCCAUCAUUCACCAGACAUAACAUUACCUCUCCAUAAGCAUAAGGUACCACAUUGGGUGUGGGAGGAGGAAAUUUGGAGAGAACAUUUGGUCUCUAAAAACAUCUACAAAUCUUGCACAUAUCUUUUCUUUCUCUUGUUCCUGCGGUUGUGUGAAGGUAGUAGAUGUUUUCUAAUCUACAUUUUAAAUAGUUGAACUUUUAAAGCCACUGAAAAGCUCGUGUGAAUAAUGUAUAAAUGCUAAAAAAGAAAAAAGAAGCAAAAAUCAAAUCUGAGCCUUUCUGCCCCAAGAUCAAACUAAAGUCUGAAGGGUGUAGAUGUUUCUACCAGGGUCUUGACUGACUGAUCCCUGUGUUUGUAUAAUGGCUUAAUGCAAUCUUGCAAUUUUACUGUCAAUCCUGCGUGAUGACUUAUAUUAUUAUUCCUUCAAGUAAACAGUUUAAUUUCACUGUUCUCAAAUCAGUUGUUCACCAUAGCUGCCAUCAACACUGUGCUCCGGUGAACCGGUCAAACAUGACUUUUUUUUUUUUUUUUUUUUUUACUAAUCUUAGCUUUUGUGUUGCUCUUAUCAACUGAAAUUCAGUUUAAUAACAGUUUGGGAUUGCUCAUUGUAUUUUCUUUUUAAACUGUAGUUUGAUGGGGGGGGGGGGGAGAGUUGGUUUUCUUUAACUGAUGGGAUAAUGGGAUUCACUACAUUUUUACUUUUUCAAAACAGAAGAGUUUGAUCUCUCUUGUUGUUUUCUUGUCUUGAUUUAUUGUUGGGGAUGUUUUUUUGCGCUAAAGGGGAAGGUGGGACUAAAGGUCUGGGGAUAGAGCUCAUUCAGGACUGUAACUCGUGAAUUUGUACAACCAAAGAAGUCUAUUUUGUGGUUCAUGAAUAAUAAAGUUUACUUUUCAUUUAAAAACCUGA
Carassius auratus (goldfish) is the source of this 8835-nucleotide messenger RNA. Its product is annotated as protein scribble homolog. The transcript has 45 exons. The coding region runs from base 1143 to 6812 and encodes 1889 amino acids. The record is from RefSeq and is a predicted model, not a curated record. Gene Ontology annotation, molecular function: protein kinase binding. NCBI's taxonomy places the organism in Eukaryota, Metazoa, Chordata, Actinopteri, Cypriniformes, Cyprinidae. Gene Ontology annotation, cellular component: postsynaptic density; adherens junction; basolateral plasma membrane. Gene Ontology annotation, biological process: receptor clustering; embryo development; neurotransmitter receptor transport postsynaptic membrane to endosome.